This is a messenger RNA of Tribolium castaneum (red flour beetle), 1454 nucleotides long. RefSeq lists its product as uncharacterized. Gene Ontology annotation, cellular component: U2-type catalytic step 2 spliceosome; Prp19 complex; U2-type catalytic step 1 spliceosome. NCBI's taxonomy places the organism in Eukaryota, Metazoa, Arthropoda, Insecta, Coleoptera, Tenebrionidae. The transcript is spliced from 4 exons. The coding region runs from base 137 to 1399 and encodes 420 amino acids. Gene Ontology annotation, molecular function: pre-mRNA binding; metal ion binding; U6 snRNA binding. The record is from RefSeq and is a predicted model, not a curated record.
CCAAAACGCCUGCGCCACGUCCCCUCCCAUACACAGGUUGGCAGCACUGAGUCACGUCAAGUAACUAUCAAUAAAGCUUGUUUUUAGUUUUCGUAUAAUUUGAGCAAAACCCGAGCAUAAAUGGUGUGAAACUGCAAUGGCAACGUCAAAAACAACAAACACAUACAAUCGGCAAAACUGGGAGGAUGCGGACUUCCCGAUUUUGUGUCAAACCUGUCUGGGGGACAACCCUUAUAUUCGCAUGACUAAAGAAAAAUAUGGCAAGGAGUGUAAAAUCUGUGCGCGCCCUUUCACAGUGUUUCGGUGGUGUCCUGGGGCUCGUAUGCGUUUCAAAAAGACAGAAGUUUGCCAGACUUGUAGCAAGUUGAAGAACGUGUGUCAGACGUGUCUCCUGGACUUGGAGUACGGCCUCCCUAUACAGGUCCGGGACGCUGCCCUCAAACUCAAGGAUGAUCUCCCCAAGAGCGACGUUAAUAAGGAAUAUUAUAUCCAGAAUAUGGAGCGCGAGUUGCAACGGUCGGAUACUGGCGUUUUGUCGAAUAAGUUGAACGAACCGAAUGACUUGCUAAUGCGUUUGGCGCGAACAGCCCCCUACUACAAACGAAACAGGCCCCACGUAUGUUCAUUUUGGGUGAAAGGGGAGUGCAGAAGAGGCGAGGAGUGUCCUUACAGACACGAGAAGCCAACAGAUCCUGAAGACCCCCUUGCUGAUCAAAACAUAAAAGACCGCUACUACGGCGUGAACGACCCUGUUGCUGAUAAAUUAUUGAAAAGAGCGGCAGCCAUGCCUGCAUUACCGCCCCCUGAAGACAAAACCAUCACAACUCUAUACAUCGGCAAUCUUGGUACUCUCACCGAACAAGACAUCAGGGACCACUUCUACCAAUACGGGGAGAUCCGCUCUGUUAGUUUAGUCCCUAAACAGCAAUGCGCCUUCGUCCAGUACACGACCAGAGCAGCCGCUGAAACGGCCGCCGAAAAAACCUUCAAUAAGUUGAUUUUGGGCGGCCGCCGACUUACCAUCAAAUGGGGGCGGUCUCAAGGACGCGCGGGCCCCGCGAUUAACCCGGGACUUGAGGCCUAUGAACCUGUGCCAGGCCUUCCGGGGGCUCUGCCUGAAUUGAGUAAUAAUUUCUUUAAUCUCGAACCGGGACACAUUCCAUUGCCGAAUAUGCCGCCACCGCCGUCUCUCAUCGUUCCGCCGAUGUUCGGCCCCCCGCCCAUGCCCCCAUUUUUCUUUAAUCCGCCCCAGUUGUCGGCGUAUGUCCCCACAGCGGCUUCGAGCAGCACUGUGACGAGUGAGGCGACAGGGGGGCCCUCCAAAAGCACAGUGCAUUAUCCCAGCCAGGAUCCGGCCAGGCUGGGAGCCACGCAGUUGCAUGCAGAUAGGCAGGAGUAGGUCUUAGGUCUUAUGAGGUGUACAAUUUUUUAUCAAUAAAAAAUUAUGACCAGUG